CACAACGUGGUUAAGCAGUGUUAAGCCCAGUGUCAAUCUAACCUCUUAAUUUACUUAACAAUCAUUGUAAGUUGACAGUUGUGUAGUACAACAUGUGCGAUGAAUAAUAAAAGAACAAAUUUAAUCUAAAAAGUAAUUUUUAAAAAUCUUAAUUAUUAAUUUGAUUCUUCUUUAUAAAAUUUAAAUAAACGCACAUAUUAUAUUAUCAUAUUCCAUUUAUUAGGUAUACCAAAUAAAAAUGGGAGGUAUUUAUGAGGCAUUUGAUGAUCUUAUAUUUUCAACAUUUGAAAAUGAUUUAAUGAAUUAUAUUCUCGGUUAUCGUUCACAAUCACAUGCAUUACUUGAUUGUGUGGCAUCAAUUGUUAAACUUCAAAUGCGUAAUAAACAAAUAGAUGAAGCAUACAAAGAAUUAUCAUUAGCACGAAAAGAAUUUUUAAAACUACAACAUGCUUAUAAAUAUGGUAAAGUUAGAAAAUUUUUUCCAAGAGUAAAGACAUAUUGGAAAGUUGGUAAAGCAAUAAGAGUAUCAAAAGUAUCAAAUGUUAGUAGAUGGAAAAAACGUGGUGAUCCAUUAAAAUUUGAUUGUGAGAAUAAUUUUAUUGUAUUGGAUAAUAACUUAUUAGAACAAUGUAGAAUAUUGGUAGCAGUAUCAAGCAUAUGUUGGGAUUUGGCUGAUGAAUUGGAAAUACUAGCUUGUAAGUAUUUUUCAAGAGAAUUUCAGCAUUACUCAGUACCCAGAAGAUUUGAAAAUUUUUUAAAAGCAGUACGUCAAAAACAAUCAAUGAUGAUAAAACUAAGAGCUCAACUUGAUGGAACGGAAAAAGUUGAUGAAGAUGUUGAACAAUCAGCAUCUUGACGAUGAGAUCAAUAUAAAUAUCAACGUUUCAAUUUUUUCUUUUUUUUAUACUAUUAUUAUUUAUCUAAUUAUUAAUAUAUAUUUAAUAAUUAUUUAUUUAAUCUUUUAUGAAAUAGAGGCUGAUUUUAACAUUAAUUAAUUUGUACUUAUAAUGUGCCUUUAAAAAAAAUCAUGUGAUUCUAUGAACUUAUGACUAGUAAGUUUAUAAUUAUAAUAACUAAUUGUAAUAAGUAAAAAAGAAAAUAACAGUUUGAAAUAAUAAAUGUUUACUUUUA
Aphidius gifuensis is the source of this 1131-nucleotide messenger RNA. RefSeq lists its product as uncharacterized. Lineage: Eukaryota; Metazoa; Arthropoda; Insecta; Hymenoptera; Braconidae. Bases 239 to 856 code for a protein of 205 amino acids. The transcript is spliced from 3 exons. The record is from RefSeq and is a predicted model, not a curated record.